GUCGACGUCGCCGGAGGGAUGCCAGCUCCGCCGCCCCCGCUCUCCUCACCAUGCCGCCGGACGUGCUUCCUUCUGGCCAUCCUCUCCCUGCUCUCCUCCGCGCGCAGCAGCCUGGAGGCAGAGGACGCGCGGUCCCUCCGCGUCGGCGAUGAGCUUCUAGCCGAGGCGAUGCCGCUCCGGCACGGCCGGAGGCUCUACAGGCUGGCCGGGCUGCGGCCGCAUGCCUUCUACGAAGUCAAGAUCUCCUACCCGGCCUCUAUACCGUCCAGCUUCUCGAUUCGGCUGGUGAACGAGCCUGAUGCCGUGGAGGAUUCGGGGAGCAAGAACAGGAGGCUGCUCAACACGGAGAAGAUCAUCUUCAAGGCUGAGAGCACCGAGCCGGUUUAUGUUCUUGUCACGGUGGAGCCUGAAGGUGUGGUUGCAAAGCCAAAUGUAUCGGAGAGAGAGCUUGCGCUGUUCAACAUUGUUUGCGAUGAACUUCUUCUAGGGAUCCCACACUUUGCCUGGUGGGUUGGAAUUGCAGCACUAAUUUCCAUUGUGUUGGCAUCAUUGGCACCGCAUUUCCUCCCGCUGCACAGACUCCUUAACUACGAAGCCGCGGAGUCAAGCAGUGUCCAUGCAGCCAAGAUUUCGUGACCGACUGGAGCAUGCUGCUUUAUUAAUGUUUGGUUUUUCAUAUUAGACUAGUGUAUCUUGUUCUUUCUCCUCUCUUUCCUUUCUGCCUUGUACCAGACGCAGUUGUUCAAACAUCUGAUGGUGACUCAACAACCCUAGGUGUUCAUUGCUAGAUAUAUCAUUUCGAUCUUGUACGGCUGCCUCAUCAAUGUAUAGAAUUCGAUUUUAUUGAAUGUUUUGCCACUUGAAAGAA
Molecule: messenger RNA, 868 nt
Organism: Lolium rigidum
Lineage: Eukaryota; Viridiplantae; Streptophyta; Magnoliopsida; Poales; Poaceae
Exons: 5
Coding region: 19-636 (205 amino acids)
Source: RefSeq, a predicted model, not a curated record